UCAGCUAUAUUCGAAACAGAAAGAACACAACAAAUAUCAAGUGAAUUUUUGUUUAUUAGCUGAAAUGGAUGAUCUGGGCGAUCUGGACGACAUUUGUGAUAUAAAACCGUUUGACGAAAUUUAUAUAUCAACUGACGAUGACGAGCCAAUACCUCAGAUAACGGAUGUAUUCUCACUCAAAAACGAUGCAUUGCCCGAGGCAUCGAAGUCGAAAUAUUACAGAAUCUAUCACGAAUUCAAGAAUUGGCAAAAAAAGAAAAAUGUCACCACGAUUUCGGAACCGUUGCUGUUGGAAUACUUUCAAGACUUGUCGGUGAAACAAAAGCCGACCAGUCUGUGGGCCCACUACUCGAUGCUGAAGCGUACAUUGCAAGUGAACUUGGGUAUUGACAUUAAGUCGUACAAUCAAGUACUGGCCUUCUUGAAAGAAAAAUCAUCGGGCUACGAGCCAGUCAAAUCGAAAAGCUUCACACUGGAAGAAGUGGUAAAGUUUGUUGUGGAGGCGCCUGAUGACUUGUGGUUGGACAUAAAGACUGUUUGCAUUUUCGCUGUUUGUGGCUCACUAAAAAACGGCGAGCUUCGAUCGAUUAAAUAUUGCGAUGUCGAACUGCAUGGUGACUUACUUCUGGUCAAAGUUGAAGACUCCUGCACCAAGUCAUACCGAUCGUUUACCAUAACCGGCCAAUUCUGCAACGUUGUUAAGAAAUACGUGGCCCUACGACCGGCACAUGCCCCAAUUGAACGAUUUUUCUUGAACUAUCAGCGAGAAAGGUGCACCAUCCAACCGAUUGGAAAGAAUAAAUUCGCUCGAAUGCCGUAUAAAAUGGCGCAAUAUUUGAAAUUACCAGAGCCCGUCAGGUACACCGGUCAAGCGUUUCGCCUUUCCGGCCAGAUUAUCUUGAAGAAUACGUCGCAAACCAUCGACCGUCGCAGGAUCGAAGCUAUUGCACGUAAUUACUCUUCGUGCUCGAACACAUCUCAGUCGGUGAAUCGGAGUGAGGACGAUACGAAGGAAACUGUUAUCAAAAUCGAAGAGGAUGAAUCGGACUCGGACGACGAUCUUUCCAUUGAAAAUUUGCUCAAAGUCGACAAUCUACGAUUGCAUUGUACCGUAUGCGAUACUCACGUUGGAUGUGCGGUAGCUAAUGAGGGAAACAUACGCACGCAUCCCGUUCUACUCGUGACACAAUGUCAAACCUGUCACACGUUCUACAAUCGGAGAGAAUUCACCGUUGGCGCAAAUAGUAAAGAGUUGCAAUGUCGUUGGUGUGCGCAAGGCAGUGGGGUGUACAGCUGUUCGAAGUGUCCGUAUGUGUUUUGCAGGAAAUGCAUUCUGCAAAAUCUGUCCAAAAAUGUCAUCACUGAAAUAGAGAAAAAUAACAACUGGCGAUGCUUCGCCUGCGCUCCAGGCGUUCUCAGCCAUUUGAAGGCUCAGCACUGGGCAUUGACGAAUCAUCUACGGCAAACGAAAAACCAAAUUCGAGUGAUGAAAAACCCCGAUCAGCUGUACGAACUGAUGUACCAAGAUCUAACAUUGUGUUGUGGAAAGGACCCGCUGAAUUCACGACAAAAUCCGAAGGAUAAACGAAGACGCACCGCUACCAACACCAAUUACAACAGUUCAGCGCCCGAUCCGAAGCGAAUCCGAAAUCAUUCCGUAGUUGGUACACCAAGUCAAUCACCUACACUGCCAACAAUUGUGAGUCAGAAGUCGGUUUCACCACCGCCAUUAAUAUUACGCCAGAAUCCAUCGUCAUCAACGGAACCUCCACCGCUAACUCUACGUCCAAUGCAUUCGUUAUUAUCGGAACGUUCGGCUAGUCCAGCAGAAGUAAUUGACCUUCCGUCAGUACAAAUGGCUCCGAUUCCGAAUAGUCAGUUGCCUGCUAUGGCGCAGUUCACUGAGCUUACCUCGUCAGGCUAUCAGACGUACAAUAUACUGGUCGACAUGGCUGCUAGGGACGACACAUUCGUACGACUACCGAACGGAAAAUUGAUUCAAGUGAGACCACAGUCUGUCGCAACCCAACCAACGCAACAAAGGCGCGAAAUUUUACAGCAGAUGCCAUCUGUUCCAAUUCAAAAUAGUUCAUCGCAAGCGGUGACACAUCAAGCGCCAUCCGCACAGAUGAUCAAUCGACCAUCCCUACAGAUCAUCAAUGUUGGUCAGUCACCGCAACAACAAAAUCGACAGCCAAAUUUAGCACAACAACCCUUACCGCAGCAAAAGCCUUUGCAGCAACAAACCGUACCGCAACCACUGCAGAUCAUCAAUGUAGGCCAACAACCUUUGCAACAGCAGCGACAACAAACCUUGAACAAGCAACAAACAUUCCAGCCACCGCUGCAGAUCAUCGACAUUGGUCAACCCUUAAGAAAUCAACAGACCUUCCAACCACCGCGGCAGAUCAUCGACGUUGGUCAACCAUUACAACAAUCUUCUUCACAGCCACAACAACAGCCUGUACCAUCGCAACAGCCCUUGCAACGACCAUACAUUCAACAACAACAACAACAACAGCCGAAUGGAGUAUCAAAUACACGAACGACACCACAACCGCCGGCAUCGAAAAGUUACCCAAAUACACCGUUCGGCCAAGCGCAAACCGUACUCGAGAAGGAAGUUCAUGGUGCGCAAGAAAUCUGCCAGCAAAUUGUCGGAAAAUGCAAUGCCCUCAUGAAAUCGAACGCAUACAAUUCGGCGCAACGGUUCAAUGAUUUACGGGAUUUACAUCAACAUUUGUCGUAUUUGUGCACCUAUGCGAUCGACCGGUUCACAACGUUGAAAGGCAAAUGUUCAGAUUCGAUGACAUCACUCACUACUGUUCAUGAAGAAGAAAUCAAGAAAUUGGUUGAGACAGACGAUGUCUACACGAAUGUGGAUGACGAUGUCCAAGUGUUAGAAACAGUUACGGAGUGCAUCGAAAUCGAUUCAGACGAUGAAAUCGAACCGGAAAUUGGUUCGCCUGCAAUUGGCGCUGAAAAGGAGCAAUCGAACCCGGCAAUCAAACAAGUUGAAUCAGUUGCAGCCAUAAAUGUUCAAACUACAACCAAUGUAGCCAAUAAUGCCGAAAAGGACGAGUUAGAACUACCCACACCGCCAGUACUGUCGUUAGACGACGGAGCGUAUGAUCAUUACGAUGAAAAAUUGAGAGGUAUGGCAGUCGUUGUACUGGAGAAAGAUGAACAGAUUGAGCGAAAGUUGGACGAACUUUUACAAAGACAAAACUCUGAAAAUGGUGCUGGAUCAUCGUUGAGUCAUGAUUUCCUAAUGCAGGAAAAUGAUUCCAUUACUACACACGAAAGUGCCGUGUUAGAAAGUGAGACGAUUGCAGUACACCAAACAUGCAACGAAAGUGACAAGAAUGACGACCACGAUGUUGACGUUGAGAUGCAGAGUAACGAUGAGAAGAAAACCGAUCCUGUUGAAGGGGAUCAUCAAGCCAAAGUUGAGCAACACAUCGAAGACACUAAACGCGAUGAAUUUAAACAAAUCAGUCACCCAGACCUACACGGAGAUGCAAACGUUGAUAGGUCUGUCGACCAUUCCAAACACGAAUCAGAUGUCGGAUCGGAUAAUAAGAUGGAUGCACAAAAUAACGAUAAAGGUGGAGCAUGCAUUCAUGGUUCCGUAAGCGAUUCCAAUUUAAGUGGUCAGCAGUGCACACAGUUGAUAAGCAAUUCGGACAACGAUCCAUUGGAUAAAAUGGUUGUGAGCGACGAUAUAUUUGAUGACGUUACUCGGAAUACAACAGCAGGAAACAUCGUCACCUUGUCAACUGUAAAUCCCGGCGCAGAUCUCGUAUAACAAUGCAAGCAUUAGAUAUGUCAGUGUUCAUCCUCCGAACGAUAGUCAAAAUUUGCCAAAUUUUGUCUCUUAUAGGGUGAGGCAACCAGUCUCUGGAAGUGCAACAGCAGUCGAGUACCCAUUGUUCUUUCGUUCAAAAACAAAUUUACCGGUGAAAGAACAAUAGGUGUCCGACUCUACUGGUACAAGUCCAGUAACUGGUGCGCCCACCCUAAUCGGUAUUGAAUAUGUAUUAAAUUUAGAUAGUAAGAGUCACAUUACACAUUUUACGUA
Molecule: messenger RNA, 4081 nt
Organism: Bradysia coprophila
Lineage: Eukaryota; Metazoa; Arthropoda; Insecta; Diptera; Sciaridae
Biological process (GO): chromatin remodeling; replication fork processing
Cellular component (GO): pericentric heterochromatin; nucleus
Molecular function (GO): chromatin DNA binding
Source: RefSeq, a predicted model, not a curated record